Dromiciops gliroides (monito del monte) is the source of this 1533-nucleotide messenger RNA. It is a transcript of the gene SAMD14, whose product is annotated as sterile alpha motif domain containing 14. Gene Ontology annotation, molecular function: actin filament binding. NCBI's taxonomy places the organism in Eukaryota, Metazoa, Chordata, Mammalia, Microbiotheria, Microbiotheriidae. Gene Ontology annotation, cellular component: postsynaptic density; cytoplasm; dendrite. Gene Ontology annotation, biological process: neuron projection development; calcium-mediated signaling; actin filament organization. The record is from RefSeq and is a predicted model, not a curated record. The transcript has 11 exons. The coding region runs from base 226 to 1392 and encodes 388 amino acids.
CCCCCAUCCCCCAUCCCUCAUCCCGGCUCCGGGACCAUCCUAGCCCGGCUCUCUUAGAUGGAGCCCAGUGAGCCGGCCCGGAGCUGCCUGCUCCCGGGGUGACGGGGCCAGAGAGGCCAAGACGGGGAACCCCCUCCCCCUUCCUCCACACCCCCCUCUCACGUCCCCGCCCCGCGGACCAUGGAUCCAGAAGCCCCCUCGGUUUUAGGAAGCUGAAGAUGACAGAUGCUGGAGCUCUCCUGCAUCAUGGCUUCCUCAAAGCUCCAAGACACGGAGGAGGUUUUUGACCUGGACUCAGUGAUCCCAGAGACAGUCAGACUGGACAGCAGCCUUCAUAAGGCCCGGGCCCAGUUGUUGGCCAAGGGCAGGCGCCACCGGCCAUCUCGAUCUCGGCUACGGGACAGUGCCAGCUCAGCUGAAGAGGGCGAUGGCCCAGAAGGGCCAGGGGUCAAGGUGACAGAUGGCUGUGGGAGCCCUCUCCACCGGCUGCGGUCGCCGCUUCAUUCGGGCCCGGGGUCUCCCCCCGGAGGGCCCUUCACCUUGGAGCCCCCAGGGCUGCGGCGGAGCCUGGACGAAGACGAGCCGCCGCCCUCACCCCGCACCCGCUACCGGCCCCUACACAAUGCGGCCUCCCACGAGGCUCUGGCUGCUGCCUCCUCGUCGCCCCCACGCUCAGCGCCCAGCUCUGACAGCUCCCCCAGCUUUGUCCGACGGCACCACCGGGCUGAGCCGCACAGCGAAGAUGACAGUCGAGAUGCCAGCCCCUCUGAACCUGCCAGUCCCACCACUGGCCUGGACAAGAAGACUCGUCGAAAAUUUUUGGAUCUGGGGGUUACCCUGCGAAGGGCAUCAACAGGCAAGAGCAGGAAGGAGAAAGGGAGCAACCGGCUGUCCAUGGGCAGCAGGGAGUCGGUGGAAGGCUCUAGCCGAACAGGUGGUUCCCCAUUCCUGCCCUUCUCCUGGUUCACAGACAGCAGCAAAGGUUCUGCUUCUUCUGGGAGCACUGUUUCCCCAGCCUGCUCCCCCAAGCAUGAAGGCUUCAGUCCCAAGAAGUCAGCUUCUCAGGAAUCUACCCUGAGUGACGAUGACUCCACACCCCCCAGCAGCAGCCCUAAGAUACUGAGCAGCUCCCGACCAGACCCCAAGUGCUCCUACCCUUACCACACACUAUCUCAGUCCUCUGAUGAGUUUCUGGAUGAGCCACUUCCAACUGCCAACCACUGGACUAGUCAACAAGUGGGCCAGUGGCUGGAGAGUCUCAACUUGGAUCAGUACACUGCUGAGUUUGCAGCGAGACAAGUGGAUGGGCAGCAGCUGCUACAACUGGAUGGGGGGAAAUUGAAGGGUGGGGAUGAUGGAAAGACUGAAAAGGACUUUGAGAUCUACUCUUGAGCCUGGGGCUCAGCAACUCCCAUGACCGGGCACUGGUGAAGCGGAAGCUGAAGGAGUUGGUGGCAGCAGCUGAGAAGGAGAGAAAGGCUCAGGAGAAGGCUGAACGGCAGCGGGAGAAACAGAAGCGCAAAGAGGCUGAGG